AUGCCUGUCGUUACUCGAGCACCCUCUAGACCUUGUCAGAUUAAUCGUCGGCCAUUCUCUUCCUCAUCCAUCUUGCAGAAUGCAUCCUCCUGGGGCAAUGAUUUGGGCGCCAUUAAGCCUAGCCCUGUUCGACGAGAGCCCGACAACGCCACAUCUGCCCAGUCCAACACCUCGUCCAGCUCCAUACCCUUCCUCUCGUCUACUCUUUCCACAUCUCCAGCUCCUUCUGCGUCCAGCUCUCUUCAAACCCCCACGGUGUCCUUUGCCUCCAACCAAACAAGCGUCACGUGGUCUUCCGGCGUCACUUCUCGUUUCCAUCAUCUGUGGCUACGGGACCACUGCAGGUGUGCAACGUGCUACCAUCCCAAGACCAAGCAGAGGUUGCUGGACACCUUUGCCAUUCCUCAAGAUGUGAAGCCAUUGUUCGUCGAAAGCACCAUGGAAGGCUUGCUCGUUACUUGGCCCGGUCUGGAUGGGCCUGUCUCGAGUGGUGCGUCGUCACAGGGAGCCGACACGACUAACGAGCAUGGUGCUUCAGAUGGGAGUGUGCCCAGCACCACGACUGAGACGACAUCCACGGGAAUCGAGCAUCAGUCUCUUUACCCUUGGUCCUGGCUUCGUGCCAACUCCUAUGCUCCUGUGCUGAGCUCCAACAUGUCCUCUUUGGACGGGGCUGGGGAUGUGCAGUCCAACGAUCUUGGCAUGGAGAGGCGGGGCAAGGUGUUGUGGGGAAGGGGAAUAGCAUCUAACCCACCCACUGUUCAGCAUCAAGAGCUGGCUAGCGAGAGAGGUGUAGCAAAGUGGCUUGGCAAGCUGGUGAGUGCUGAAAGGUUGAGGCAACCUACCGGGCUACUAAUGCUCACGCACGCUUGCGAUGCAGGAUGCAUACGGCUUCUGCUUCAUCGCCGGCGUGCCAGUGACCCCCGAAGCCACUCAAGAGUUGAUCGAAAAGAUUGCAUUCAUCCGCCCGACGCACUAUGGCGGCUUUUGGGACUUCACCUCUAAUUUGGCCCACGGAGACACCGCAUACACCUCCAUCGCGCUGGGAGCGCACACCGAUACGACCUACUUUACGGACCCGUGCGGUCUGCAGCUCUUCCACCUACUCGAGCAUUCAGCAAGCGAGGAUGGAACUCCAGCAAAAGGAGGGGAAAGUCUGUUGGUGGAUGGCUUUCUGGCCGCCAAGGUGCUCAGGGAUGUUCACCCCGAAGCUUACAGGAUCUUGAGCGAGACGAGGAUAUCUACCCACUCGGCUGGCGAUGAAGACACGUUCAUUCGACCUAUGCACCCUAGGGGUUAUCCUAUCUUGGAACAUGACGACCGUACGGGCGAGCUGCUUUUGGUGCGACAGAACAAUGAUGAUCGAUCGACACUCAAAUUGAGGGAAGAAGAGGUCAUGCCCUUCUAUGACGCUCUGCGAAAGUGAGUUUGGAGCACAGUAGCUCGGAAGUUUGUCGUCUAUGAGAUGUUCACGUUCCACUGCCUGGCCUCGCUACCUUGCUUGGCAGAUGGAACGAAAUUCUGACCUCGACGGACGGCGAAUACUGGCAACAGCUGGUACCUGGCACAGCGCUUUGUGAGUUGGAAGAAGGAUGCUCAGGAUUGUACCCUGUCGAAUCAUUUCGGCGCAUCACUUUCGAUUCAGAAGAGCUCACGCUGCCCGGCACUCCCGCUUUGCUGGAUAUCAGCCAUAGCCAAUCAGCGCGUGCUGCAUGGCCGGUCAGCUUUCACAGGCAAGCGAAGAAUGUGCGGAGCUUACUUGGCGCAGGACGAUGUGAGAAGCAGGACGGAUGUGCUGCUGAGGAGAUAUCCGGAUGUGGUCCACGACGGACCGCGCGUGCCAUUCGCGCCGUCCGGAGAGGCGCAGGGGGGUAGAUUUGCAAGGGGCGUUUGGGAUGAUGGAUUGUAG
This is a messenger RNA of Ceraceosorus bombacis, 1909 nucleotides long. Lineage: Eukaryota; Fungi; Basidiomycota; Exobasidiomycetes; Ceraceosorales; Ceraceosoraceae. The record is from the annotation of a GenBank genome assembly.